Messenger RNA from Dermacentor albipictus, 3649 nucleotides. Its product is annotated as neprilysin-1-like. Gene Ontology annotation, cellular component: plasma membrane. Gene Ontology annotation, biological process: protein processing. Lineage: Eukaryota; Metazoa; Arthropoda; Arachnida; Ixodida; Ixodidae. The record is from RefSeq and is a predicted model, not a curated record. Gene Ontology annotation, molecular function: metalloendopeptidase activity.
AAGAGAUCCGUUCCUGACGAGCGUUCGUUCUCCGCAUCCCCGCUCUCUCAGAAGUCCGCCCCGACGAGGUUAAGACAAGCCGACCGUGCCGUCGUGUCCAGGCGGUGUCGGCGAGAUUUUGGCAUCCUCGUUGCCACACUGACGAGGUGGUCAGAGUAGCGACCUGGGAACUCGCCCACGUCUGACGUUGAGCUGCACCUUGCGACGCCAGGCGUCCACAGGCCAGCUGCUCGGCCACUUCGGAACACGCUGUACCCGCCGAUCUGAACGGACGCGACGGGACUCCUCGCGAGGUGCAUCAUCUGGACACCGAGAUGUCGCAAACAACGCCGUCGAAAAAGAAGUCACUUCACCCGUACGCCGGCCUCGUGGAAGGUAUCAAGCGUCAAGAACAGGCCAAGGCUCGAAAGCAGCCCAAGGAGCGGCCGAAGGUACUGCGCGACAGGAGGGCCUCCAAGAUGUCCGUCCUGAAGCAGGAGGUGCCCGGUGAGACCGCUGCCGUACAGCAGCAGCAGCCGAUCAGCUCGGCGAUGGGCGCGGGCCAAGCGCUGGCGGAGCAGUGGCACGUGCAAGGAGCACGCACCGCACCGGCGGCCGCUAAGAUAUCAGCACAAGGGUUGAAGGACUCCCGAGCAUCGUCAACGACCACCCGGAAGUCGGGAGGUGUACAGUUCCACCAACAAACAGUGCUGGUGGUAGCCGUGAUCGCAGUCACGGUCCUGCUCCUGGUGACCGUCACGGGCGUCCUUGUGGGCAUCGGAGUGGCUCGCGGGAAGAACAAGACGUGCCGGACCGAAGGGUGUCUCCGGUACAGCAAAGCCCUGCUCGAAAGCAUGGACACGUCGACGAACCCGUGCCACGACUUCUCCCGAUACGUGUGCGGCCGGUAUUCGAACCCCAGGAACUACAGCGUCCAGGAGGAAGCCCAGUUCCAGUUCCGAAAGGAAAUAGCGAUGGCGGCGCGCAACACAAGCCUGACGGCCACGGGACAGAACGAGCUGCAGAAGACGCUGCGCUUCUUAAAGUCCUGCUUAGAUGUCGUCGAGACCAAAGACAUCGACAACACGGACACGGUGCGGUCCGGUCUGGGUGACGCCGGUAUCGGUUGGCCCUCUCUGCAAGGCGCCGACGCUGACACGCUGCUGAAAGCCACGGUGUUCUUUUCGGAGUACCUGGGCUGGCCGAGCCUCCUGGACUACGUUAUCGAGCACGGUACCACGCAUGCCUCCCAGGUGACCAUCUUACCGUCCCGACUAACGAAGGCCAUUGUGUACCGUGGAUUUUCGCAUCGGAAAGAAGAGGGGUUCCGCCACUUCUUCACUCUACUGACCCAUAACUACGCGCGUGCCGCCAACGGCAGCGUGAACGACACCAACAACGGCAACGUCACCUUGGAGGAGGUCAUGAGCGCCGAGCAGCGUUGCGUCACCUUUCCAGAUUACCAGCAGGGUGCCUCAGACAUGGUACUGUUCAGCAAUACCACCGAGCGUUCAAUCUUGAAGGCCAUGGGGGCGUUGAAGGAGGCUCUCGCCAAGCUUCCAUGGCAAACACUGAGGCUGGCCAACCUGAGCUUCAGCACAAACUAUUGGCCGCUGGUAAAGAAGGUGCUCGUGGGUAUCGUCGAGUCGCCACGCGACUUCGAACUCGUCAUGGGUUGGCAUGUGGUGCACUAUGCGGCGCCCAUCACCAGUCACGAGCUGGCCACUGCGUACCACGACACCUUUGCUUCGUCGGUUGACGCACUGCAAAAGCACAAGCGAUUCUGCCUCAGUAACACGGUUCGGUUCUUCGGCGUCGCGUCCUACUCCUUGUACGUGCGGGAUCACUACACCGCAGCCGUGCGCGAGGAAGUGGAGUCCAUGGCGAAGGCCGUGCGGCGAACUUACUUCGCCACCCUGACAGACUCCACGUACGACUGGGCAUCGCUCAACGACACGCUCAAGUACCUGAGGCGGUCGCAGUCCCACCGCCUCAGAGAGAUCCUAGACGACGUGGGGGACAUCCAUUUCGACAUCGUGGCCAACUACCGCACCAUGACCGUUGCGUACACCAAGGCGGGCGAGGAUAUGCAGUGGCUGCUGGGAUACGAACUCGACGAAAACAAUCCCUACCCGUUCCGGGCCGGAGGCGAGGCGCCCAUGUUGCCAUGGGCCAUCGAGUUUCCUUACUACCGCCACGACGUGCCUGCCUACUUGAGGCGACGGCGACGAAGCAUCGCUUCCGGGCCUGGCGCACAUGUCGCCGCUGCAGCUGUUCUUCGUGUCCGGCUGCUACAUCUACUGCAAGCGACAAACGGAUCACAUCCCCUGCAACGCCGCGCUUCGAUGGAGCGCCGACUUCCGCAAGGCGUUCCAGUGCCUGCCGGGCAGUCCCAUGCUGGCCAACGAGACCUGCCCCGUGUUGAGCUCCUCGGGAAGCCGACAGGACGCGCGUUCUACGCAGCGCGCGUGAAGCUGUUCUAUGCGGGCAUCUGCGCAGGCACUGUCGGACACCUCAGCUCUGCGACUGUGCUGUUAAUCGAUUCGCCUCGGCUUACUAUAUAUCUCGUGUGCCAACUAGCGAUUACGCAAGCUUGCGCUAUAGCUUCGCUAUAGUGCUGCGAUCUUUCAAUUGUCCGAUGUUCUUGUUUUAUUGUUAUCUCUGUGCCCCCCCCCCCACUUUGUGACUCUUGAACUCUAGUCUCCGUUUGUUUACCUUAGCAGUUUUCUUUCUUUUCUUUCAAUUUGGUCCUUGUCCUUUUCUUACGCUGCGAGUAUUGACUGUCGUAAGGAAGACACCGGAUGAACAUGAACGAGCUUCUUUUUUUAACACUUUGGUGCCAUCUCGAGGCUGCACCGUUUAUUUUCCCUGAAUGUUUAAUUGACUUUCAUUUGCACAGUUUGGUUUUGUCGUCUGAUGAGACUAUCCGUCUUCCAAGCUGCAAAUUGUAAAUCGACAAUAAUGACUGCUUCUCAUUUCUUAGCUUUUGUUCGUUACGCUCGCCGUUUCUACCUGUUAACAUGCCAGCCCAUGAGACAUCUUAGAGCUGAGUUCUGGGGUCCUGUGUUUAUCAAAUCUGCUGGCACAGAAGGCAUAGACACUGACUGAUUAAUUUGUUGAUUGGUUGAUUAACUGAUUGAUUGUUUAAUCAUUUGUGCAAUCAUGCUCAACGGUUUUUUUUGUCUUCUUUCUGUUGUGUUGUCAUCACCGCUUUGAAGCAUAUCAUUUAUUGUUUUACUUUGGGCUUGCAGUAAUUCACUUCGCGGAAAGAGCAAAGUUUUCUAAAUUUAUGUUUCCUUUACUGCUAUAGCCAGGCCUGCCCUGUUGUUUCACAACGGUGCAUUUACGUUGUUCACCUUUUCAGGCUCCUUAGCUUAUUCGAAAGCCUUACGGAUACUUGCUACUCCUAUGUACAAUUUCUUUUUGCUUCGAGCCACAUCUGUCCGAGGUCACUUAUAACCGUGCGCUCAUAGGAUAGAUUCUGGAAGCAAACAUAUCGCGCCGAGAAUGCAGUACUUCAAUUUCCCCCUAAUUAAAAGCAAACAGCUCUUUCGACUACUCGAAUAGAAGACGCUUUGUUAACAAUUUGCAUAAUGAAACAUUUUCAAAUGUGGAAACAUCCGGGAAGUGUUCAUUUAGUCGUAAGGGCAGGUAUUAGGAAUAAAAAUUA